Molecule: messenger RNA, 4339 nt
Organism: Clupea harengus (Atlantic herring)
Lineage: Eukaryota; Metazoa; Chordata; Actinopteri; Clupeiformes; Clupeidae
Gene: kcnh1b
Product: potassium voltage-gated channel subfamily H member 1b
Biological process (GO): regulation of membrane potential; potassium ion transmembrane transport
Cellular component (GO): voltage-gated potassium channel complex; plasma membrane
Molecular function (GO): delayed rectifier potassium channel activity
Source: RefSeq, a predicted model, not a curated record
CUUGGCUACAUAAAUCAAAUAUAAUGUGUUGGUUGAAUGAUUUGCACCUUUAUAUUAAUUAUACAAACGAUGUUUUGGGAAACUAUUUCUUCUGGCGGAAGACUCUGUAGUGUCCCGAUUACGUUGUGUUUAGGCUUUUGGUUGCACUGGUGGAAAUGAAGUAGUCUAGGGCCUAUGUUUGUCCAGGAAUAGUAGUAUUUUGACAAAGUAAUAACUUUACUUUUCAAUCAUCCCUAUUGUAAAACGCCAACAUUUUCCGGUCUAUGGAAUGAUUAGGCCUACCUCCGAAGCAUAGGCCUACAUUUAUUAAAAAUGCCGCCAGGUGGAGCUAUAUGCAUUGGGGUAGCAAAAUAUGAAAUACGAUUGGCGGCUAGGCCUGUUCGCCUAAUAUAUAGCCGUCACGUAGCUGUUGAUAGAUGAUAGGUCCCAGAAUCAGUAGGCUACCUAAUCAGUAAGCUAUCUAUACUAGAUGAGUUACAGAGUGGUUAGCAUUUUUUUUUGUCAAAAAUGAAAAAGUUAAAAUAGAUUAUGUAGCUUACGUUGAAGCAUAUUUGUUUCUGUAUUUUGAAUGCGUUUGAUUGUAUUUGCUGUAGGGCCCCAGAAAUAUACAGACAUGCGUGUAAACAUUUGAUCCUAAUCAAGAUGGGCUACGCAAAAUAUAACAUUAAGCUUCCACAUUAUUGUGGGUCUAGCAGCCUAUUUCAUUUUUGACCAGAAACACUGAAAUAUGGACCUUCAAGGUCAACUGAGAGACAGUGUGUUGAGUGAACACUUGUUUUUGGUUAAACUUUAUUUUGUAACAUUCCCUGAUAUGAGAGAUAGCCUGCAUUAUUAAUACAUUCUUCAUUUCUGGUUUUCCUGUCACCUAGCGUACUCUAACCAUUAGCGUAUUUCUCCCACAAGGGUACAGACGAACUCUUGUCCGCAACAUUUUUUUCACCGUUUCAUUUGUUUCGCCAACGUUUGUAGAUCUUAGUUGUGAAGUUGCCUCCAGUGUCAGUUUUUCACCGACAGGUGGAGAUCACUUGCAUAUUGUGAACAUUGUCAUGUGGACAGUACGAGGGUACCCACCCACGGAUCUAUUCGAUUGAUGGUGCUUUACAUGCAUGGAAUCUGAGCACGGGGAGUUCCACCAGCGAGAGAGAGCCGGCGCGUGAUGAGAAAGCCCUGUACAUAUUUCCAAGUAGACUAGGCCUAUCAACGGACCAUGAAGGUGGUAGCAGACAGGAGCUCAUGUCCUGCGGAUAAUUACACCAGCCAACUCUGGGCGUAAGCUCACUGAAUCUGCAGCCGGGAUGGCUCAUGGUCGAAGAGGUCUCGUCGCCCCACAGAAUACUUUUCUAGAAAAUAUUGUUAGGCGAUCGAACGACACUAAUUUUGUCCUGGGCAAUGCCCAGAUAGUGGACUGGCCGAUUGUGUACAGUAAUGAUGGAUUUUGCAAACUGUCUGGUUAUCAUCGUGCCGAGGUUAUGCAGAAGAGCAGCACCUGCAGCUUCAUGAACGGAGAGCUCACAGACAAGGAGACUUGUGAGAAGGUUCGGGAGACACUUGAGAAUUAUGAAGUGAACUCCUUUGAGAUUCUUAUGUACAAGAAGAACAGGAUGCCAGUGUGGUUCUUUGUGAAGAUUGCCCCGAUCCGUAACGAACAAGACAAAGUAGUGCUGUUCCUAUGUACUUUCAAUGACAUUACAGCCUUCAAGCAACCUAUUGAAGAUGAAUCAUUAAAAGGUUGGGGGAAGUUUGCCCGUCUGACCCGAGCGUUGACGAGCAGCCGGGGCGUCCUCCAGCAGCUGGCUCCCGCUGUCCAAAAAGGCGAGAAUGUCCAUAAACACUCACGUCUGGCAGAGGUUCUGCAGCUGGGUUCUGAGAUCCUCCCCCAGUACAAGCAGGAGACGCCCAAGACCCCUCCUCACAUCAUCCUGCACUACUGCGCCUUCAAGACCACCUGGGACUGGGUCAUCCUGAUCCUCACCUUCUACACGGCCAUCAUGGUGCCCUACAACGUGUCCUUCAAGACCAAGCAGAACAACGUGGCCUGGCUGGUGGUGGACAGCAUCGUGGAUGUAAUCUUCCUGGUGGACAUCGUGCUCAACUUCCACACCACGUUUGUGGGCCCGGGAGGGGAGGUGAUCUCAGACCCCAAGCUGAUCCGGAUGAACUACGUGAAGACCUGGUUUGUCAUCGACCUGUUGUCCUGUUUACCUUACGAUGUCAUCAAUGCCUUCGAGAAUGUAGACGAGGGCAUCAGCAGUCUCUUCAGCUCCCUGAAGGUGGUGCGCCUGCUGCGUCUGGGCCGCGUGGCGCGUAAGCUGGACCACUACAUCGAGUACGGCGCGGCCGUGUUGGUGCUGCUGGUGUGUGUCUUUGGGUUGGCCUCCCACUGGCUGGCCUGCAUCUGGUACAGCAUCGGCGACUACGAGGUCAUCGACGAGGACGCCAACGUGGUGCGGACGGACAGCUGGCUGUACCUCCUGAGCGAAACGAUGGGCACGCCGUACCGCUUCAACGCCAGUGGCACGGGGAAGUGGGAGGGCGGCCCCAGCAAGGACUCGGUGUACAUCACCUCCCUGUACUUCACCAUGACCAGCCUCACUAGCAUCGGCUUCGGGAACAUCGCCCCCACGACCGACGGGGAGAAGACCUUUGCCGUCGCCAUGAUGAUGAUUGGAUCUCUUUUGUACGCCACCAUCUUUGGUAACGUCACCACCAUCUUCCAGCAGAUGUAUGCCAACACCAACCGGUACCAUGAAAUGCUGAACAGUGUCCGGGACUUCCUGCAGCUCUACCAGGUCCCUAAGGGCCUAAGUGAGAGAGUGAUGGACUACAUAGUCUCCACCUGGUCCAUGUCCAGGGGCAUUGAUACAGAGAAGGUGCUGCAGAUCUGCCCCAAGGACAUGCGUGCAGACAUUUGUGUUCACUUGAACCGGAAGGUCUUUAAAGAACACCCUGCCUUCCGCCUGGCCAGUGAUGGUUGUCUGCGUGCUCUCGCCAUGGAGUUCCAGACCAGCCACAGCGCCCCUGGUGACCUAAUCUAUCACGCUGGCGAGAGCGUGGACAGUCUUUGCUUUGUGGUAUCAGGGUCCUUAGAGGUUAUUCAAGAUGAUGAGGUCGUUGCCAUCUUGGGAAAAGGGGAUGUUUUUGGAGAUGUGUUCUGGAAGGAGCUGACUCUGGCACAGUCCUGUGCGAAUGUGCGCGCGCUCACAUACUGUGACCUCCAUAUCAUAAAGCGUGACGCACUGCAGAAGGUUCUAGAGUUCUACACGGCUUUUUCAAACCACUUUGCACGCAACCUGCAUCUGACCUACAACCUAAGGAAGAGGAUUGUUUUCCGGAAAAUCAGUGAUGUGAGGGAAGAGGAAGAGGAGAGGCUGAAGAGGAAGGAUGACGCUCCAUUGAACUUCCCUCCAGACCACCCAGUGCGCCGUCUGUUCCAGCGCUUCCGACAGCAGAGGGAGGCUCGACUGGCCGCUGAGAGGGCCAGGCAGGCCAUCCUGGAGGGGAACGGCGUGGAGAGGGCCAGGCAGGCCAUCCUGGAGGGGAACGACGUGGAGAAGGGCUGCAUUCGCUCGGAGCAGACCACAUUGGUCUGUGAAGUCAUCCCAUCCACGAGCAUCAUCACUGUCACAGAGAGCUCCACCCCCAUUACAUCAUCCACCUCCUCCUCCUCCACCACCAGACUCACCGCUCGUGCCAAACUCGACGCCCCCUACGGCACGCCAGAUAGCGUAAAGUCAGCCGAGCUGCCCAAGGGUCGGGGGUGGGGCCGCUUCAAGGAGGCGCCAGGCAAGCGCGAGCACCCCCACCACACCUGGGUCACUGUGGCCAAAGCAGAGUCCAUGGAGACGCUGCCAGACAGGACAAAGGCACAUGAUGAAGUCAUCUUGCUCAAGAAAACAGAUUCAUGUGAUAGUGGCAUCACUAAGAGUGACCUCCGUCUGGACAGCGUUGGGGAAGGGGUGACCCAAACACCUCAGGACUGCAGUCCAGUGCAGGCAGCAGGGGCAGGGGGAGCAGGGGGGGCAGGGGAGGGCGAGCGCCUCUUCCAGGUGACGGCGGAGCGGCUGGACGUGCAGACUGCGCUGCUGGAGCUGCGGCAGGAGCUGCGGGGGGAAAUGCGUGCCUUCAGCAGCCGCAUUACUGCACUGGAGGGACACUUGGCUGAGAUGCUGCGGCUCCUGCGGGUGAGGACCGGUUCAGCCUCCACCACCCCACACCUCCACCCCUCCCAACAGGCAGACCAGGACGACACACCGUCAUGAGGCCAGAGGAUGGGGAUGUCUGGAUGCUUUCAAGUUUUGAUGUCUGCUUUGUGUUUAGUCUUGACAUCUUGAUCAGGGUG